AUGGUAUCACUGCGAUUUGCCACAAUAUUAUUGCUAGCUCUGUUGACAGUAUCGGUGACAGCAUCUGGCUGGUGGGACGAUGACUGGGAUGAACCCUGGCAUCAGUAUCAUCACCAUCACCAUCGUGGACACUUCCCGUGGCAUCAGCAACAUUUCCACCAUCACCCACAUCACGACGGUCAUCAUUCGUUUGGUCACGGAGGAUGGAAAUGGGAUUGA
Messenger RNA from Brugia malayi, 219 nucleotides. RefSeq lists its product as uncharacterized. Bases 1 to 219 code for a protein of 72 amino acids. The transcript has a single exon. The record is from RefSeq and is a predicted model, not a curated record. Lineage: Eukaryota; Metazoa; Nematoda; Chromadorea; Rhabditida; Onchocercidae.